Molecule: messenger RNA, 546 nt
Organism: Acinonyx jubatus (cheetah)
Lineage: Eukaryota; Metazoa; Chordata; Mammalia; Carnivora; Felidae
Gene: NPVF
Product: neuropeptide VF precursor
Exons: 2
Coding region: 1-546 (181 amino acids)
Biological process (GO): negative regulation of gonadotropin secretion; neuropeptide signaling pathway
Molecular function (GO): signaling receptor binding
Source: RefSeq, a predicted model, not a curated record
AUGAAAGUUAUUUCAUCAAAAUGCUUUAUUUUAUUGACUUUAGCCACUUCAAGCUUGUUAACAUCAAGCAUCUUUUGUACAGAUGAAUUAAUGAUGUCCAAUUUUCACAGCAAAGAAAAUUAUGACAAAUAUUCUGAGCCUAAAGGAGACCCUGAGGGAGAAAAGGAAAGAAGUCUCAGUUUUGAAGAGCUCCAAGACUGGGGUCCAAAAACUGUCAUUAAGAUGAGUGCACCCACAGUCAACAAAAUGCCACACUCAGCUGCCAAUUUGCCAUUGAGAUUUGGGAGGACCAUGGAAGAAGAAAGAAGCACUGGGGCAAUGGCCAACCUGCCCCUGAGAUUUGGAAGAAAUAUAAAGGAAAGUAUCUCAAGACAUGUUCCUAAUCUGCCCCAAAGGUUUGGGAGAACAACGGCCAAAAGCGUCGCCAAGACACGGAGUGAUUUGCUCCAACAAUCCAUGCUUUCACCAUCUGCCAGUGAGUUACUCUACUCCAUGAACUGCCAGCCCCGAGAAAUCCAGAAUCCUGAUCAAAAACACCCAUGGUAA